AUGGCUCCUAUAAUUAUAUCAAUGACUAAGUAUGUUUUUACAGGAGCACAGUACAUUCCCAGGCAUGAAAUUCAGAAACUGGACAAAUGCUCUGCUACGCUUCUGAUGGGGUGCAGUAGUGGUUCAUUGACCAUACCUGGUCAGUAUGCACCGCAAGGCAUUCCCCUUUCGUAUCUGCUGGCUGGCUCUCCAGCAAUUGUUGGCAAUCUAUGGGAAGUGACAGACAAGGAUAUUGAUCGAUUUGGUAAGGCUAUGCUCGAUGCAUGGUUGAAAGAAAGAUCAGAUAUGCCAUCGGAAUGUUUUCAAUGCAACUUACUGUCUGAAGAAUUUGAGGCCAUGAACUUGAAGGGCUGCAAGGGUAGAGCAAAGAGGAAGGCUCCACGGAAGAAAAUACCAGAGUUAACCGAGAGCGAAUCACCUAAGAACUGUGGCCACAGACGCAAAAUUGGAGCUUUCAUGGGUCAGGCGCGGGAAGUUUGCACUCUACCUUUCUUGACAGGGGCAUCUCCAGUAUGUUACGGGGUUCCUACCGGAAUUUGGCGGAAAAGGAAUGUUGCCUAA
Sphenostylis stenocarpa is the source of this 561-nucleotide messenger RNA. The record is from the annotation of a GenBank genome assembly. Lineage: Eukaryota; Viridiplantae; Streptophyta; Magnoliopsida; Fabales; Fabaceae.